Molecule: messenger RNA, 1641 nt
Organism: Psammomys obesus (fat sand rat)
Lineage: Eukaryota; Metazoa; Chordata; Mammalia; Rodentia; Muridae
Gene: Cep44
Product: centrosomal protein 44
Exons: 11
Coding region: 266-1432 (388 amino acids)
Cellular component (GO): centrosome; spindle pole
Source: RefSeq, a predicted model, not a curated record
UACCCUAGUGAGAAUCAAGUCUCCCGAGAAAGUCUCGCAAACCCCGUGUGGAAUCUGCGCCGAGGAAUUCCAGACUUUGGGGCCGCCGGUGGCUCGGAAGGUUUAGCCGCUGUUCGCGCCGCGCUCGAACCCUCCGUGCCUAGUCCAAACCGUCGGCGCGAGACGCGCCCCCCGGGCGCGGGAGUUGAGUCUGGAGGAGAGUCGGUCCCCGCCACUCUCUCAGAUGAAAAGUUGAAAGAUUAGGAGCUGAAUCUAAUAUUAAAUAAUGGCAACAGGUGACUUAAGGAGAAGCUUGCGGAAGCUACAACAAGUGCUUCGUUCGCUAAAUUACCCUAACGAAGUGGAUUAUAUUGGUUUGAUGAAGGGAGAAACAGCAGCAUUUUUGCCCAUCAUCAGCUAUUCUUUUACCUCAUAUUCCCCUUAUGUAUCAGAACUUCUGAUGGAAUCCAAUGUGGAGCUCUUAGCGAAGAAUGAUGUGCGCUUUACAGAUACCAUCUAUAAGCUUCUUCGUGAUCAAUUUGAUUAUAAACCAGUUUUGACAAAAAAGCAGUUUAUACAGUCUGGAUUUGCUGAGUGGAAAAUCCAAAUUGUCUGUGAUAUAUUGAAUUGUGUGAUGAAAAAGCACAAGGAAUUGAUUGCCGUUGAAAAGAAUCUGUCAUGCCAAAGAAAGAAGAACAUCUCAGAAGAGCCGGAGGCUUGUUCGAACAAGGAGAAAACCCCUGCCGAGGCUGUUGGCUUUGAUAUCACUGGCAGGUUUAUGACUUCAGGAAAGAAGAAAGCUGUGGUGAUCCGCCACCUGUAUACUGAAGACAGUGUCAGCAUUCCUGAAGGGACAGUAAUUUCCACAGAAGAGAGUGAUGGGUGUGAUGAGUCAGAAGAGAAGACUUGUGAAGUAAUGACUCCUGAAGAACGUAUCUCGGAAGUCAGGGCUGAGCUGCAAGCUAUCUGUAAUAAUCCUGAGAUUACUGAACUUCAGAUCACACUGGCUGAAUGUCAAGAAAAGCUUAAGAAGCUGACUUGGCUAGAGAAAAGGGUGGAGUGUUUGGAAGCUGCAGUAAAAGGGAAAGUGAUGGUUGAUGAAAAGGCCUGGAAUAACCUUCUAAGUCGAGUCACUCUUCUUGAAACAGAGAUGCUUUUGGCUAAGAAGAAUAUUCAUUCUGAAGAGAAUAAUGCAGCAUGUGAAGACUAUGAUUCUGUUAGUGGCAUGGAUAUUAUACCCUAUGAUAAAAAAGACAGUGUUGGGGAACCAGCAAGUACGUCUCGGUUGUCUAGCUGUCCUACAGUAUCAUCAGAGUCAACACCCUGGAGCUCCACUAUUAAUUACUGUAGCUUCAAGGAUUUUUCAGAGGUGUCAGCAGAUUGUUCUUCCCUGGGAGCCGUCAUGCAUUUCUCUUAUGCCGAGAAGCCUGGAAACUACUGUGAGUGGGUCUGAAUAAGAGCAUGCAGGAAUACUGUACGGAAUGUGUAAGGUGCUGUAAGAAACCAGGUUGAGGAAGCCAUGGAAGCCAGCCAACAAGAAACAUUCCUUCACGGCCUUUGAAUAAGUUCCUGCCUCCAGGUUCCUGCAGUGAGUUCCUGCCCUGACUUCUCUGGAAGAUGGACUACAAGAUGUAAGAUGAAAUAAACCCUUUUCUCCCAAAA